Messenger RNA from Lotus japonicus, 1107 nucleotides. Its product is annotated as NAC domain-containing protein 54. Gene Ontology annotation, molecular function: DNA binding. Lineage: Eukaryota; Viridiplantae; Streptophyta; Magnoliopsida; Fabales; Fabaceae. Gene Ontology annotation, biological process: regulation of DNA-templated transcription. Bases 48 to 770 code for a protein of 240 amino acids. The record is from RefSeq and is a predicted model, not a curated record. The transcript has 3 exons.
AAUACACUUUUACAGAAGCUACAAGGAGUGAAGGAAGGGGGAUCAAAAUGUCACCGGUUGGAUUACCACCUGGUUUUAGGUUCCAUCCAACAGAUGAAGAGCUUGUCAACUACUAUCUCAAGAGGAAGAUCAAUGGCCAAGAAAUUGAGCUUGAUAUCAUUCCUGAGGUUGAUCUUUACAAAUGUGAGCCUUGGGAAUUAGCAGAGAAAUCAUUUUUGCCAAGUAGAGAUCCAGAGUGGUACUUCUUUGGACCCAGGGAUAGGAAAUACCCAAAUGGUUUCAGAACAAAUAGAGCAACUAGAGCAGGGUACUGGAAGUCUACUGGGAAAGACAGAAAAGUUUCAUGCCAAAGCAGACCAAUUGGUAUGAAGAAGACUCUGGUAUACUACAGAGGUAGAGCUCCUCAAGGAAUCAGAACUGACUGGGUAAUGCAUGAGUAUCGCCUCGAUGACAAAGACUGCGAGGACACCACCGGAUUGCAGGAUACUUAUGCACUGUGUCGCGUGUUCAAGAAAAAUGGAAUCUGCUCUGAUAUUGAUCAAGAACAAGGGCAAUUUAGCAUGUCGCUAAUUGAGAGCUCCCAAACCAUAAUCAAUGAGUGCGAAACCAUGUCUCCGGACAUACCGGGGGCGUCGACGUCUUCGUGCUUAGAAGAGGAAGACAAGGAUGAUUCAUGGAUGCAGUUCAUUACAGAGGAUGCAUGGUAUUCUUCUAAUAAUGUAUCAAUGGCUGGUGGUGAAGAACUCUCAAAUGUUACAUUUACAAACUAAUGGGAGGCAGGAUUGGUGGUGAAUAACUUAAGAGCUGGAUAUAAGUAUACAUAUCAUCAGAAAUAAAAUAUUCAUACAUUUACCAUAACUGUUAUUAAUUAAGAGAUUUAACUUUUGUUUUUUGUUUCUGAUUAUUAUACUUAAUUGGUGAUGGUGUCUUGGUUUGGUUUGGUGGGAUUGUUAGGAUAAUACUAUGGCAUUGGUUUUAUACAUUUUUGUACUAACCUCUAUCUCAGAGGUGACACAAGUGUUAGUCUCAUUAUGUUUUCCUUUGAGAAAGGAAUCAUAUUGGUGAAAGGAAAUUAAGUGAAUAACAGUUUGACAAUUUGGAUUUUUA